CUUGCUCCUUUCCCGCAUCAUAGUCAACGUUGAGAAAUUGAAUGAAGCGAUCAUGAUGCUCAACAAGAAUUUGCAAGAGAUCAACAUCCAGAACAUGGACGUGGAGCUUGUGGCACAGAUGUUCAAGAACUAUCAGUCCAACGUGUUAUUCCACCUAGAGGGUAAGAUACUGGAUGAAAAUACAAACAAGCAAUCCUUGAAUUUAAGCUCUAACAUGUUACAGCUACGAACACACUGAAGGAUCCAUCAUGAAAAGGAUAAUGUGGAUUGACUGCUGAGAUAGUAGCAAUCGAGACGAC
This is a messenger RNA of Aaosphaeria arxii CBS 175.79, 299 nucleotides long. RefSeq lists its product as uncharacterized. Gene Ontology annotation, cellular component: DASH complex; mitotic spindle. The transcript is spliced from 2 exons. The coding region runs from base 56 to 238 and encodes 60 amino acids. The record is from RefSeq and is a predicted model, not a curated record. NCBI's taxonomy places the organism in Eukaryota, Fungi, Ascomycota, Dothideomycetes, Pleosporales. Gene Ontology annotation, biological process: attachment of spindle microtubules to kinetochore.